CAAGUCAUGAUGGUUGAAUCUGCCUCGGAGACGAUACGCUCCACUCCCUCUGGCCAGAACGGGGUCAGCAGCCUCAGCAACCAGCCCGAUGGCGGCGGGGGCGGCGCGGGCGGCGGAGGAGGGGGCGGCGGGCGCGAAGGAGCCGCCAGCGGGGAGACCAACGGCGAGAUGAGCCCCGUGGAGCUCCUGCACUUCCAACAGCAGCAGGCUCUCCAGGUGGCUCGCCAGUUCCUGCUGCAGCAGGCCACGGGGCUCAGCUCCCCCAGCAGCAAUGAGGGCAAGCAGCCAGCAGUGCAGGUCCCUGUGUCUGUGGCCAUGAUGUCCCCACAGAUGAUCACACCACAGCAGAUGCAGCAGAUCCUCUCACCUCCCCAGCUCCAGGCCCUCCUGCAGCAGCAGCAGGCAAUAAUGCUGCAACAGUUGCAGGAAUACUACAAGAAGCAACAGGAGCAGCUUCACCUGCAGCUAUUGACACAGCAGCAAGCCGGAAAGCAGCAACCCAAAGAGCCGUUAGGGAACAAGCAGCUGGCCUUCCAGCAGCAGCUCCUGCAGAUGCAGCAGCUCCAGCAGCAGCACCUGUUAAACCUGCAGCGCCAGGGGCUGGUGAGCCUCCCACCAGGGCAGGGCACUGUGCCCCUGCAGACCCUGCCCCAAGCUGUGUGUCCCUCGGACCUCCAACAACUCUGGAAGGAGGUCACGGCCGCCCAGCCCGUCGAGGACAGCAUUAAGCAAGAAGGUCUCGACCUCACCACCAACACCUCCAACUCUACCUCGUUUUCAGCCGCCAAGGUCUCGCCUCCCAUUUCCCAUCACCCUCUGCCCAAUGGACAGAGCACCAUGCACACGCCGAGAAGGGACAGCUCUUCCCAUGAAGAGACCCCCGGCUCCCACCCACUCUACGGCCACGGAGAGUGCAAGUGGCCUGGCUGCGAAACCCUCUGUGAGGACUUGGGACAGUUUGUCAAACACCUCAAUACAGAACAUGCACUUGAUGAUCGAAGCACGGCCCAGUGUCGAGUCCAGAUGCAAGUGGUACAGCAGCUGGAAAUACAGCUGGCAAAGGAGAGCGAGCGUCUCCAAGCAAUGAUGGCCCAUCUUCACAUGAGACCUUCAGAGCCAAAGCCUUUCAGCCAACCUCUGAACCUGGUCUCCAGUGCCACCCUCUCCAAGAGCACUUCCGACACGUUCCCCGAUGGUUUACCUCAUCCCCCCACCUCCGCCACGGCGCCCAUCACCCCCCUGCGACAGGGCCCCUCCGUCAUCAGCUCUUCCACUUUACACAACGUGGGGCCCAUUCGCAGGAGAAACUCGGAGAAGUUCUGCACCCCAAUAUCUUCAGAACUUGCACAGAAUCACGAGUUUUACAAAAACGCCGACGUCCGGCCGCCCUUCACGUACGCCUCGCUCAUCCGGCAGGCCAUCCUGGAGACCCCCGACAGGCAGCUAACGUUGAACGAAAUCUAUAACUGGUUCACACGGAUGUUUGCCUACUUCCGGAGGAACACGGCCACCUGGAAGAACGCCGUUCGCCACAACCUGAGCCUGCACAAGUGCUUCGUGCGCGUGGAGAACGUCAAGGGCGCCGUCUGGACCGUCGACGAGCACGAGUACCAAAAGCGAAGGCCACCAAAGAUGACAGGGAGUCCAACUUUAGUCAAAAACAUGAUUUCAGGACUCGGUUACGGAGCACUUAAUGCAAGUUACCAGGCUGCGCUGGCAGAGAGCAGCUUCCCACUGCUGAACAGCCCCACCAUGAUCAACACCAGCUCGGCCAGCGGGAUGCUGCACGUGGGCCACGACGACGUGAGCAGCACCGUGGAGCAGGUCAACAGCAAUGGCAGCAACCCCCCCCGCCUGUCCCCGCAGCAGUACAGCCAUCCAGUGCACGUGAAGGAGGAACCAGCUGAGGCAGAGGACGACAGCAGACCUGUCUCCCUGAUGGCCACCACCAACCAGAAUGUGACGAUUCCCGACGACAGGGACCUGGAGGAGGAGCUGCCGGUGGAAGACUUGUCCUAA
Messenger RNA from Chaetura pelagica (chimney swift), 2019 nucleotides. RefSeq names its product forkhead box P4 (gene FOXP4). Gene Ontology annotation, biological process: regulation of transcription by RNA polymerase II. The record is from RefSeq and is a predicted model, not a curated record. Bases 7 to 2019 code for a protein of 670 amino acids. The transcript is spliced from 16 exons. Gene Ontology annotation, molecular function: RNA polymerase II cis-regulatory region sequence-specific DNA binding; DNA-binding transcription repressor activity, RNA polymerase II-specific. Gene Ontology annotation, cellular component: nucleus. Lineage: Eukaryota; Metazoa; Chordata; Aves; Apodiformes; Apodidae.